This is a messenger RNA of Suillus subaureus, 1470 nucleotides long. RefSeq lists its product as uncharacterized. The transcript is spliced from 6 exons. Lineage: Eukaryota; Fungi; Basidiomycota; Agaricomycetes; Boletales; Suillaceae. The coding region runs from base 1 to 1470 and encodes 489 amino acids. The record is from RefSeq and is a predicted model, not a curated record.
AUGUCCACUCCAGUUGACAACUCUUUGACCAGUCUCAAGGCAUCCACUGCCCAGAUCAUGGCCAUCAUCAGCAGUGCCCGGCAGAUUCCCCCAGGUAACAGCCACUUUUCUCUGACAACACAGGUCAGUUCACUUGUGGCUCAAGUGAUCAAGGACUAUCAGACUGGACCCCUGUUUGGCAUUGUGCUUUCAUGCUCCAAGGAGCUAUUGUGUGUCCAGGGCAUGACUCCCCAGGUCUGGCGCAACUGGCACAACAUUGGGUACGACAAUCCCCAUCUCUUGCAGCAUGUCUGGCACCCCAAGCUCCUCACCUGGGAGGCCUUAGGUGACCAUACCUUUGAUCUCCCAGUUGCUGCUCCUCCCUCCACAGGUCCAAUUCCAGUGGACCUUCCCUCCCCACCCAUCUGCACCAGCAAUGUCACUGGUCCCUCCACCAGCACCAGCACUGAGUUCCAGGACAAGGGGAAAGGUAAGGCUGUCAAUGCUGACCUGGAGCCUGAGGUGGAAGGGAGUCAGAAGAGGAAGUCUCCCAUGAUUUUGGGACCCCCCUCCCAACCACUGAAGUCUGUGAGGAAGACUUGCAAGUGUGCAAAGUCCUCUCGCUGGGUGACAUCCAAGCCCCUAGUGGACUUGGAAGAUGAGGAAGACAUGAGUAUUCAGCCAUUUUUGGGUGGAGUGCUAGACAUUGUCCUUCCCUGGCUCUUCAAUUCGCCUAGAUCACCCCAGGUUCCAACCAAAAAGCCCUUUGGCCCUGCUACAGUGAUUGCUGGCAGUCACCCAGCAGUCAUUGAGCCCUCCCAGCCAACUCCCGAAAGCCCAGUGGAGGCACCCCCAGUCAUCAAUGGAGGUGAUAUUCUCAUUCCCAGACCAGUGAAACAACCCAUGCCAGGUUUGCACCAAGCUAAAGUGGGACUGUGCAACUCAGUUGGACAAGAGGACCGGGAAUCUGUGUAUGUUGUGCGUCCGCUGCACAACAAAGAAGGUCAAGUGCAUCCCAGUGACUAUGGGUACCCUGCUGAAAUGUGUUCAUGGGUCCUCUACCACCCAGAACACAAGGUCCAGGACACCCUCCAAGGCUCCCUCCAAAGCUCCCCCCACCUCCCAAUACAAGGCCCAGACUCACAUCCCACAUUCCCAAUUCCCAAACCUCCACCCAAUGCAACAUCCUUGUUGCUUGAUCAAUCUGUCCCCCUGUCCAUGUCACCAUCUGCAUCUGCACUCCCUCCUCUCAUUGAUCUCUCGAUUGGAGAGAUGAUGCCCACACCCCCGAAAUUUGAGGAUGCCUCUGCCAUUGAGGGCCUCCUGUUUGAGUACAACCAGGUUGUUCAACCAGAGGUUCCAGAUACAUCCAGUGAAAUUGUGGACCCAGGUGAUCCAGGCAACCUGGUCCCAGAAUAUGAUUCUUCCAAUGACAUGGAUGUUGAGGUGAAGGUUGAAGCAUCUUCUGAGGAGGUUGACAUGGCUACAUAA